GCGGGUUUCCGUCAGCGCUUGCGCCCGUGCGUCUCACAGAACGAGAACAGGGUUACUUCAAGCGUCUCUGUGACUUCCUAGUGCGUUGGUUGCUGCGGGUUAUCGCUGACGAAUCACGGUGCCUCUCUGGGGCUGUGGCUGAGCUCGUGCGCGUGGCGCGUUCGCCUCGCUUUGAACCUAAAAGGGCUUCCGUACGAAUACAGAGCGGUUAAUCUUGCUAAGGGAGAGCAGUUUACCGCAGAUGGAACAUAUGUACUUGGAAGCCGCCCCAACUCUUGCAAGUUGAUAGCUUUGCUCUAGGAUUGCCAAAAAAUUUCUGUACUUGGGCGCGAAAAAGUGUUAUGGCUUGGUGGGAAGGUGUCAAUGAAACUCGUCUUCUCAUUGCCCAAGAUCCUGGGGCUUUUGGAAAUGGUGUUGGAUGCAUACUGUCACUCUGUCAUCCCAAAUCUGGAAACACAUCAUGCUAUCUCUUCAUAAAUGAGGUUCUUCAAGAACUUCACUGGUUUAAGCAAUCUUAUCAAUCUAGGUUUAUGGGAGAUUAUGUUUGUGAAGAUGGGUGCUUGUAUACUGCAACUCCAGUUGAUCCUGUUUUCAUCCUGUUGCCCAUUUUUGAGGAGGCUCGAAUGAAGAAAGCAGGAGAUCCAGGAAAGUUCAGGCAAUUGGAUGAGAUAGUCUUUGUUACUGGCUACCCUGGAUAUCGGCAUUUAUUGUCCAUUGCAGAAACAUCAAUGCAAUUAGUCUGUGAAAUCAAAGAGAUUGGUUCUGUAAAGUUUUUUAGGCUUGAUGACACAAAAGUGCUGGCUUGGUUGUACUGCAAGGUUCAACAAUUAAAACAGACUCUAUCUGCACUAGACAAAAAUUAUGCUGCUCAAGAUGAGAGAGACACAUUGGCUGAUGCAGUCUCAAUAUUGGGGGAGUACCUGAAGGAUGAGCCUUGGUUGAAGCUCUUGUGCAAUUAUUUGAAAUUAAACAUACCAGACGCAGCCGUCAAAGCAGUGGAUAUGGAACUCCUUCCUGCAUCAGUUGGAAGUAGUCUUAGCUCAUCAACUUCCGUACAGGGAAAGAGUAGGUGUGACAAAGGAAGUACAAAGAGUGGAAAGCAGGCUAAAAAGGUGAAAAUGGGGACUGAUUCGAGGAACAUCAAAGAAAUGUUUUCUAGAGCUUCAAGAAAAAGAAGCUGAACCAGUUUGAUUUGAACGGUUGAUAAAUUUUGGUUACCUUAUCUGUACCGACACUCUUCAUUUUAUGUAUUUAACCUUGCAUUAGGGAACAUGGAUGUAGGAAUUUGGAUUUGUAUGCGUGGAUUUGGAUAAAAUAAUGUAGUACAAAAUUGUACUUUUUCAAAA
This is a messenger RNA of Malania oleifera, 1346 nucleotides long. RefSeq lists its product as uncharacterized. Gene Ontology annotation, biological process: ribonucleotide metabolic process; RNA catabolic process. The coding region runs from base 342 to 1181 and encodes 279 amino acids. The record is from RefSeq and is a predicted model, not a curated record. Lineage: Eukaryota; Viridiplantae; Streptophyta; Magnoliopsida; Santalales; Ximeniaceae. The transcript has 13 exons. Gene Ontology annotation, cellular component: ribonuclease H2 complex; nucleoplasm.